UUAUGUUUUUAGCCAAAAUUUUGAUUUAAUUUCUGACUAAUUUCUCUUAAACCUUUCACUGAAAGACCUUAGAAACAAACCUUUAAGAAAGCGUAGAGGUGCAUCACCUUUGACUGCAUUUUUUCCUUAGUCAUCUAGUAUAUUCCAUGUCUAUACAGCGUCUCACCUUCAAAAAAAAUCCCUCUGCAGUAGGAAGCUAUCAUUUCAUCUUCUCUGAAUUGAAUUUAUGAAUUCAUGUUGCUCAGAUGAUAUUUUUUAAACAAUAAAAUACUCUUGAAAUUUUCUGCUAAACCUCUGUGUUCUUUGAUCAUGGAUUAUUCACAUUCCCCUCAAAAUUAUUAAACAGAAAAGAGGAAGUAUAAAUAUGUGGAAGUGUGACUCCUUUGUACCUCUCUUCUGCUGAAAUAAAACCCAAGCCAAAAACAUUUUUUGUAUUAAAAUGUGGCUAAUAUCCAGAAUGCAGCCAAAAUAAAAACUUUAAGACAAAUUUCCUUUUUGGUGAAAAGUUUCUUUUCUGUUAUUUUCUUAUAGACUGUUUUUUGAGUGGCUCUGUUAAACAGUGGCAUGCAAAUCACAGUAAUGCAGCAUGCACCACUGAAUGAAUGGUUCAUAUCCACUACAAGUUUAAAAUGAAGUUUGGUUACUUAGUGUUUAAUGCCUUCUCUUGCUCUAUGAAAUUGAUUAAUCAUCUUGUGUACUCUCUUGCUUUAUACCUGAACUCUUGCAUGUCUAACUCUCAGAUUAUCAAUGCUUUGUUGUUGAUUCUAGGGAUGUUAUCAAAUAUUUGCUUUCUUCAGUCAGGUUGCGCUUUUAAGGGAGGGAAGUUUCAAGGAACAGGUAGGAGAAUGGUGGGCAGGGUUGUUACAUGGCACAGAUAUCCAUGCAGAGAACCAAACUGGUGGGUUGGAAAGAAGUGAGGAUAAAUUGGCCCUCUUUCCUUUGUUCAGGCUGCAACUGCUCCGGACUCAGUAGUGCUGGAAAAGCACCCUCUGAAAGGGCAGAGUUCCCUUUUCUGUUACUUUCCAUAACUGCACAGUAGUAAGAGGACUGGGCAGAAAGAGAGGGAAAUAGGGAUCAUGUGCAAGCAAUGCAAGAAAGAAAAGCUCUUCAUACUUUACUGGCAAAACGGCAGGAAGAUCUGCCUCCUAAGAGAAUGAAAGAUAGCUACUUGGAAGUUAUCCUGCCUCUAGGAAGUCAACCUGAAAUAAGAGAAAAGUAUCUGAACGUACACAACAGUGUCAGGUUUGGAAGAAUUCUUGAAGAUCUUGACAGCUUAGGAGUUCUCAUUUGCUACACUCACACGAAGCAGGAAGCGCAGCCAAGGUCUCCCUUAUCAAUAGUUACAGCCCUGGUGGAUAAAAUCAAUUUGUGCAAAAAGAUCAUAUAUCCGGACUGUGACAUCAAAUUCACUGGCAAUGUUUCCUGGGUUGGGAGGACCUCAAUGGAAGUGAAGAUGCACAUGCUGCAGCUACAUGAUGGUGACUACAGCCCUGUGUUAGAUGCAACCUUUGUCAUGGUGGCCCGGGAUCCAGAAAACAAACGGCCAGCAUUUGUUAAUCCACUAAUUCCUGAGAGCCCUGAGGAGGAAGAAAUCUUCAAGCAAGGGGAAUUUAACAAGACAAAGAGGAUUGAUUUCAGCACUGCUUCCUUACUGAAAAUGGCUCCCACUGCAGAAGAAAGAAACAUUGUUCAUGACAUAUUCCUUAAUACAUUGGACACAAGGAUGGUAAGUUUCCGGAGUCGUGUGUUACCACCCAAUUCAAUGUGGAUGGAAGAUGCAAAGCUGAAGAGCCUACAGAUUUGCCACCCUCAGGAACGGAACAUCUUCAAUAGGAUCUUUGGGGGUUUUCUCAUGAGGAAAGCAUUUGAACUGGGAUGGGCAACUGCUUGCAGCUGUGGGGGUUCCAGACCUUUUAUCGUAUCUGUUGAUGAUAUCAUGUUUCAGAGGCCAGUUGAGGUUGGAUCCUUACUACUGCUUUCUGCACAGGUUUGCUAUACAGAAAAAAACUAUAUCCAGGUUCGAGUACACAGUGAGGUUUAUGAUGCAGAUACCAGAGAACACCAGACAACCAAUAUCUUCCAUUUUACAUUUAUAUCAGGAAAGGAGGUCCCACGGGUUGUCCCCAAAACGUAUGGAGAGUCUAUGUUGUAUUUAGAUGGGAAGCGACACUUCACUGCAACCAUAAAAGAAAUCUGAGAGGCACUGAAUGCUGCAUCAACAGUGUAGCAGCAUGCUGUCCUUGAAAGAGAGCUGUCACCAGAGAUGACUACCAGACAGGUGCCUGCAGUACUUAAAAAAAAAAAAAAAAAAAAAAAAAAAAAAAAAAGUUCCUUUUUAGCCUAUGUAUUAGCCUAAUAUGUAUUUGCCUAUAAGUGGAUUUCUUAGUCUCUGCUACUAGCAUUUUUUUAGAAAUCUACUUUGACACACUGAUUCUUUUAGGAAAAAAGGCUGAAAAAAACCCCAUCUUAAUCUUUAGAAAGCUUCUGUCUGUCUGCAUUGAGAGAUCUCGUUACCACCUUUGCUGUCUUGUCACCAUCUGCCUUAUUUCCCUUGAUAGUUCCCCUUUGUUGUUUCUCUGAUAAGAGUUAGAAGUUCUAUCAGAAAAAUAUGGGCAAUAGGUAGAUAAACACAGAUGAAGCCAGUUGACCUACAUUAAUGCGUAAAUUAGGUUCAGGAUCUUGUUUUUUUUUUUUUUUUUUUUUUUUCUUUUUAAACAAAGACACAAGCAUCUGGACAGCUGCAGAAGCUCACAAAUUAAUAGAGUGUGCACACAAUAUUAGUGUGUGCAUAUGCAAGCAGGCAUUUUCCAUCAUCUGGGAUUUUACAGGGUUGUUGCAGCUUCUCUUUCGGAUGGUUGCCUGUUCCCUUGGGAGGUGACUGGUUUUUGUAAUGAAAUAAAAUGGCCAGAUGGGCUGUUCUGUCAUUCUGUUUGCAUAGCCAGUCCCGCUAGCCUCUUGUAAAAUCUUUUUGUUUGUUUGUUUGUUGCUAUAACUGCAAGUGUGUUCCUGAAUGAAUUAUUCAUGAUGGUCUGUGGAGUAGAGAUCUGACUGAAACUGGGAAAGGGCAUUGUGAAGCAAAACAUUUUGGUUUAUUUGGGGUUGGGAGCAGAGAAAGGAAAAUGCUGCUAAAAUGGCAAUACUUGUAUUUGAUAGAUGCAGGAGUCAGGGCUCCAGAGAAUCUGUGUUGAGCAGCUCCCAGGUCAGCUGCUGAAUGGUGAGAGAAUUGUUACUCCCCUAUGGGGGAAUAGCUACACCACUGCUGUGUAGGGGUAGACUGUAAUGGAAUAUGAGUAUUGCACUGCUUUAAAGGUUGUCAAGCUUAUCUGUGAAGGACAGUCACAGUCACAAAAUUGGAUCUCUGAUACCUUCAAAUCAAGACUGAUGUCCUGUGUGAUCAAGACACACAAACAAGAGUAGCAGGGCUCAGCGGUAGGUUAAAUGGGAGAACUAUCAUGUCUUACAGUGCAAGAGAAUAGACUCGGCUGUCCCUUGCAGGCUUAAAAACUCCAAAAUGGGGAAGAAGCAGGUAGAUUUGGUGCGACUCAGCAAAGAUGCAUGAAACAGGUUGAUAAAACAAAGUAAUGUGAUGAGAUUUUAUUUCAAAGUAGGAAAGUUUGAGAAAUUCAUGAUUAGGACCAGCUUCCUGUGGUGCUGGAAUGAUAGUGUGAAAUUCAUGGCUUGUAAAAGCUGAUGGCUAUACAUGGAAGGGGAAUGAGCGUUCUAUCAGCUGGCAUGUUAUGCAUUGGCCUUUCCCUUAGAUUUUGCUGCAUGUGUUAGGUAGCUUUCCAGUGGAGAAACAAUGUUACUUGACACAGAUUGGAUUGAUGCAUUGCAGUGAUAGCAUGCUCCCUGUUCCUUAUAUUGAAUUUCACUCUUCAGCCACACUCUGUUCCUGAUGCAGCUGUAUGAUCUUAUAAUCCUUUUCUUUAAUGGUUAUGAAACUGUGGGUAUAUUUUUUCUGUUUUCCUCCUCUUUGGAAGCUGAGUAUUUGACCGAUCACACAAAUAAAGAACUGAAAUUCUAUCCCAGCUUCUUCUUCCCUUGCUGUAUGCAUCACUGUGGGGUGCUCAAAGUAAGCAGCGAAGCAGGAAUUUGAGAGAUCUGUUUCAGAACUACCUAUUACUUCUGACUAUAUAGCUUUUUAGCAUUGGCCCAGUGAUCCUACAUGAGUCACUUUUGCAUAACGCUUAUAAGUUAAGCAAGUACCAAAUUCAUUUUCUUCUGCCUUUUCAGUUAUAUUUAAAUAUGAAUUUAUCAUAAUUUCUAAAGUUACCCUUUGGAAAGCAGUUGGCGAGGAGGAAAAGAGAUAAUACAGUGGGGAGGAAAGCAUGACAUAAAACUCCCUGGACACAGUGAAGAAAAUGAAUCCAGCAAAUGAAGAUGCUUAAAAGGAUAUAUAUUUUCAAAGUUCAUGAUAUCUUAAGAAUGUACAACAAUCACAGUUAACUAUAGAAAUGUACGUACAGCCAUACGGAAUAUGUGUGUGUAUGUGUUUAUAUACAUAUAUAUAUAUUAAAACCCUAUGUAAACUAUGUAUAGUAAUAAAAAGAAAGACAGAA
This is a messenger RNA of Dromaius novaehollandiae (emu), 4559 nucleotides long. It is a transcript of the gene ACOT9, whose product is annotated as acyl-CoA thioesterase 9. Gene Ontology annotation, molecular function: fatty acyl-CoA hydrolase activity. The record is from RefSeq and is a predicted model, not a curated record. Gene Ontology annotation, cellular component: mitochondrion. Bases 1088 to 2197 code for a protein of 369 amino acids. The transcript has 13 exons. NCBI's taxonomy places the organism in Eukaryota, Metazoa, Chordata, Aves, Casuariiformes, Dromaiidae. Gene Ontology annotation, biological process: acyl-CoA metabolic process.